AUGGCCUCGACGAGCGUGUUCCAAAAUUUAAUAAUAGAGUUAAAAGUGUUGAUUUUUGAACAUACGACCAAUAUAUUAGACCUUGGAGUCACGUGUAAGGCUUGGGCAAAAGUCAUACAAGAUCCGCACGCCCGAGCAAAGUGGCUCAUAAAGAAAUACGGAAAAUCAUAUGCACUGUUUCAUGCCGUGCGUUUAGGUCCUAAAUUUAUAAACGCGGAGGUGGUACAAUCAUUGCUCUCUAAUAAAGCUAGUCUCUCGAGAUACUUUAUCCAGAGACUUCUUCUUCACUUUGGCGAAUAUGAUUCAAAGCUUACCGAAUUAAAAGCCAAACAUAAUGUUUGCACAGCGGAAACGAAUAAGAUCAAUGACUUAAAAAGACAAAACCUUCACCCGUGGGCCAGUAACCUUCCGGUUGAUGUCUUUGUGGCCAUCUUAAACGAAGGAUAUAAUAGGUUUAAAGAAGAAGAUAUGAAUAUCAAAGGAAAUGAUAUGGAAUUGUUCCACUUUCUUUCCGCAGGCCCGUUGAUAAUUAGUCAGGCCGAGAGAAAGCUUAAAGAAAAUUAUGAGCUCAUCAAGGAAUUAAUUUUAAAAAUGUUAUUCAUCCCGCUGCCACCAAGACCAAAAGUAAAGUUUACUGAUACAGUUGAAUACUUGCAAAGAUCGCAAGCACCCGAGGAGUACCCCCCUAAAGACGGAUAUGAAAAUGACAGGCAGUUGAAUGUGAUCGCGAGAGCGAUACUAAUCUGCCCUACCCUAGUAGACUUAUGGAAAUCUAUAGGAUACGUUGAAAUCUGCAGAGACGUAAACGACUUGGUUUUACAAGGGGCAUUACUAAUUUUGUUCCCUCCAAAUCCUUUAGACACUUACGUUCAACCAAAGGUGUGUGAGAUCGUGAGCAAACUUGCAGAACUCACAAAAUUAGGGUUUCACUUGUCCACAUCCGUGAUGGCCGACGCAUUUCUCAUUUUCGAGCAAAAGUUAGAAACCAUUGGAGAUGUGAUGAUCAAGGCCUUUCAGGAAAUUCAAGAAGAAACGUGUUCACAAAUUGCAUCGGAAUGUUUGGAAGAGAUCGCGAAACCUGGAAAGAAUUUGAGAAAUUCCAAUGUAUUGAAUUUUCUGAAAAAUUAUAUUGAACCAAAGUUUCAAGCAAAAGUGGUCAAUGAAAUACUCGAUAAGUCAGGAGUAGGAAUAAGAAAAAAUGAGAUGAAAAAAAUUCAUAGGAUGUUAGAUAGGCCAACAGGAAUAGUUUCACUCACUCUCAAUUCGAUAUUCUAUAAGUGGAAUCUUGAGGAGUUUGGGCACGAGCUCAAAAUUAUAGAAAGGUGUUUUGAUGACAUUUUAAUCGCUCGUGUGUGGAUUGAUAUUCAAUUAAAAAAUCGCCCGGGUCAAACUGUACCUAAAGAGAUGACACCCAGCGCAUGCAAAGCAAUAUGCUCUAUAUAUUCAACUUACUGCGCGGCCAAAGUUUCAUUUAAAAAUUAUCAUUUGUUAAUUCUCUGCAAAUCCAAUUCUAAAGAUGUCAUUGAUCCUUUUUUCGAGUUUAUGAAUGACUCACUUGCGAAAGAUGAAGCAUAUUUAAAAUUCAAUGGACUUGAGGAAACAAAAAAACUACUAAAUAACAUAAAAACCAUGAACAAAACCAAGCCUUAUCAUAAGCAGAAGGUGCACAACCUGAUACUGCUAGAUUGGAUAAAUAAGUUGGUUUAUAUGUAUAAUAAUAAGAUAAAUUCAGGAAGUCUUUCCAACUUCAAUCGACAAUUCCUAGAAUUUUGGAGUCAUUUCAAUAGAACAGUGCUUUACAAUGAGUACGGCCGAGGAGAGUUUCAACCAAACAAGAAUAAUAUCAAAGGUAAAUUUCAAAUAUUUAAGUUAUAA
Molecule: messenger RNA, 1875 nt
Organism: Acaulospora colombiana
Lineage: Eukaryota; Fungi; Glomeromycota; Glomeromycetes; Diversisporales; Acaulosporaceae
Source: the annotation of a GenBank genome assembly